Messenger RNA from Metarhizium acridum CQMa 102, 3840 nucleotides. It is a transcript of the gene NEO1, whose product is annotated as putative aminophospholipid-translocase. Gene Ontology annotation, cellular component: trans-Golgi network; endosome; plasma membrane. Gene Ontology annotation, molecular function: ATP binding; ATP hydrolysis activity; ATPase-coupled intramembrane lipid carrier activity. The record is from RefSeq and is a predicted model, not a curated record. Lineage: Eukaryota; Fungi; Ascomycota; Sordariomycetes; Hypocreales; Clavicipitaceae. Gene Ontology annotation, biological process: phospholipid translocation; retrograde vesicle-mediated transport, Golgi to endoplasmic reticulum; endocytosis.
AUGCCUUCGACACCUCCGUACAGACCACCCGAGCGCCCCGAAUCUCCCACGCAUGACUCCGACUCCGACCUAGAUCUCGACGUCCACGAGCUGGACCCCAUCUCAACGGAGAACAUCAGAGGAUCAAAUCGAGACCAACCUUCCGGCUCAUCUGAAUCAAAGCCGUCAAGAAUAGCUCUCCGGAACUUGCGUAUGGGAGGUUUGCGACGUGCUAACAAACGCGGCGGCCGCGGAUAUGGCGAGCUCGGCCAGAAUCGAGAUGACUUCGACGAACAUACUCGUAGACUGCUAGACGAGCAUGAUGGAGCUGGAGGCAGCCAUGACGAUGAUGAUGCUCCUCUCCUUGGCGGCCAUCAGAUGUCUCACAGUCGGCGGCUGUCCAUGUCAAGCAUACGGCUCCCCAGCUUCUUGUCUGGAAACAAGCCCCCCCAACAUGGAGACGAUGAUGCUGUAGAUGAGCAAGAUGAUGAUGAUCCUUCGGCUUCAAGACAUGUCGCCGUUGGAUCUAUUCAGUCAACCCGAUUCCCGGCCAAUGUCGUUUCCAAUGCUAAAUAUACAGCGCUGACUUUUCUUCCCGUUACCCUGUAUAAUGAGUUUUCUUUCUUCUUUAACAUGUACUUUCUUCUAGUCGCCUUGUCGCAAGCAAUACCUGCUCUUCGAAUUGGUUAUUUGUCCACCUAUAUAGCGCCGCUUGCUUUCGUUCUUUGCAUCACCAUGGGGAAGGAGGCGUACGACGACAUUGAGAGGCGGCGGAGAGACAAUGAGGCCAACUCCGAAGAAUACCGAGUGCUGACGUUUUCUGAUCCCGAGCUACGACUUGCAUCAAGUAAACCACCCCGUCGACCGCUCAAAUCUGAUCUAUUGAACAAGAGGGGGGCAAGAAGGCAGAGGGGAUCUCGGCACGACUUAACCGAUAUUCAGGAGGAAGAUAACACCCACCACCCUUCGUCUUUCGUUCAAGAAGAGAUGCGCAAAUCCAAAGAUCUGAAAGUUGGCGACGUUCUCAAACUCAGCAAAGGACAACGGGUGCCGGCCGAUGUGGUCAUAUUACAAUGCUACAAUGUGGAGGGACCUACCUCAUCAACCCCUACCAAGGAGCCAUCGGAAGAGGAGACCCUCUUUGCUUUUAGCGAAAAUGAGCCCGAUGGAAAGGGAAAAGAGCCAGAAAUAGAGAUACAGAAGGAUGAGGGCGAUGCCGGUGGAGGCUCUGGAGAGACCUUUAUUAGAACCGACCAACUCGAUGGUGAGACAGACUGGAAGCUGAGGCUGGCCUCGGCUCUGACGCAGAGUAUCGCCCCCGAGGAGUUUGUGCGAUUGAGAGUUAUAGGGGGGAAGCCUGACAAGAAGGUCGGCGAGUUUGUGGGCACUGUUGAACUGUUCCCUACGAGACAAGAUGCGACGAGCCACCACUCGAUGUUGAAGCAUGACGGUAAUUCGAAGUCGGCACCUCUAUCAAUUGAUAAUACGGCUUGGGCCAACACAAUCAUUGCCUCUCAAGGAACCACCCUGGCAGUGAUCUUGUAUACUGGGCCACAGACAAGGUCUGCGUUGUCGACGUCCCCGUCUCGAUCCAAGACUGGUCUUCUCGAAUACGAAAUCAAUUCACUUACCAAGAUCUUGUGCGCUCUCACCUUGGCAUUGUCGGUGGUUCUUGUUGCUCUGGAAGGGUUUGAAAAUACAACAGGCAACGUGUGGUACAUCAAAAUCAUGCGCUUUCUGGUUUUGUUCUCAACCAUUGUUCCUAUUAGUUUGCGGGUCAACCUCGACAUGGGCAAGAGCGCGUAUUCAAGGUUCAUUCAACGCGAUCCGGGAAUUCCAGGCGCUGUUGUACGAACCAGCACCAUACCCGAGGACCUGGGAAGAAUUGAGUAUUUGCUUAGCGACAAAACAGGCACUUUGACGCAGAACGACAUGGAGAUGAAGAAAGUCCACGUCGGGACUGUGUCUUAUGCUAAUGAGGCAAUGGAUGAGGUCAAAUCAUACGUUCGUCAAGGAUUCCACAUUCAGCCUACAACAGACCCAUCGUCACGGACUGUCCUCAUUACGCCAUCCUCAACCUUCUCGAGUACCGUCAAUGUGGGCGCUACUCGCACACGACGUGAGAUUGGAGCACGCGUGCGGGACGUGGUUCUCGCUCUGGCCCUGUGCCACAAUGUCACUCCUACCGUUGAUAUUGAGGAUGACAAAGAAAUCACAUCGUACCAGGCAUCAUCACCCGAUGAGAUCGCCAUUGUCAAAUGGACAGAGUCGGUCGGACUGAAGUUGGCAUACCGCGACAGAAAGGGCAUGACGCUUGAAUCAACAGAAACAGGACGACCAGUGGUCCGUGUUCGUAUUCUCGAUGUGUUCCCAUUUACAUCUGAUGGCAAGCGCAUGGGCAUUAUUGUCCACUUCCACGACGACGUGAAGAAUGUUAAUCUAAGCCUGAGCUCUGGGGAGAUUUGGUUCUAUCAAAAGGGCGCUGAUACAGUCAUGGGCACGAUAGUCGCCGCCAACGAUUGGCUGGAUGAGGAGACGGCCAAUAUGGCUAGAGAGGGACUGCGAACACUGGUUGUUGGUCGGAAGAAGCUGUCGUACCAGCAGUAUCAAGAGUUCUCAUCCAAGUACCAAGAGGCUUCCAUGUCCAUUGCAAAUCGCGAUGCUGGCAUUCAACGCGUCAUAUCGCACCACCUCGAAAAUCAUCUCGAACUGCUCGGUGUCACUGGUGUGGAGGACAAGUUACAAAAAGAUGUCAAGCCGUCACUAGAGCUUCUUCGCAAUGCUGGUAUCAAAAUUUGGAUGUUGACAGGAGACAAGGUAGAAACAGCUCGUUGUGUGGCCGUUAGCUCCAAGCUGGUUGCACGCGGCCAGUACAUCUACACCGUCGCUAAACUCAAGCGCAAGGACGGCGCUCAGGAACAUCUCGAUUUCCUGCGUGGCAAAACAGACGCAUGUCUCCUCAUUGAUGGCGAAAGUCUUCAGCUCCUGCUGACUCAUUUCCGAAUCGAAUUCAUUUCCGUUGCCGUGCAGCUUCCCACUGUGGUAGCAUGUCGAUGCUCGCCCACACAAAAAGCUGAGGUUGCUAAGCUCAUCAAGGAAUACACCAAGAAGAGAGUCUGUUGCAUCGGAGACGGAGGCAACGACGUGUCGAUGAUUCAAGCAGCAGACGUGGGUGUUGGUAUUGUCGGCAAGGAGGGUCGCCAGGCGAGUUUGGCUGCCGACUUCUCAAUUGGACAAUUUUAUCAUUUGGUCAAGCUACUCGUGUGGCAUGGGCGGAACAGUUAUAAAAGGAGUGCUAAGCUGGCGCAGUUUGUUAUCCAUCGUGGUCUGAUUAUAGCGGUGUGUCAGACCAUGUACAGUAUUGCCAGGAAAUUUGAACCCGAAGGCUUAUACAAGGACUGGCUCCUCGUUGGCUAUGCAACCAUCUACACCGCUGCUCCGGUUCUGUCCCUUGUCCUUGACAAGGAUGUCGACGAAAACUUGGCCAACCUAUACCCGGAACUGUACAAGGAACUCACCGAGGGUCGGUCCCUCUCAUACCGCACCUUUUUCGUAUGGGUCUUCGUGUCCAUCUACCAAGGCGGUAUGAUCCAGGGCUUGUCGCAGAUUCUGACCGAAGUAGACGGGCCGAAGAUGGUAGCUGUGAGUUAUACUGUGCUGGUGUUGAAUGAGCUCAUUAUGGUUGCCAUUGAGAUCACCACGUGGCAUCCGGUCAUGAUCUUGAGUAUUCUGGGUACUUUUUUGGUAUUUGUUGGCAGUAUCCCGUUCUUGGGAGGAUACUUUGAUCUCAGUUUCGUCAUUACUUGGUACGUUCCGUUAAGCUCACUUCGCCAACUCCGUAUGCCUGGGUUGCUAAUGUGA